GGCUCCUGCCCCUUGAUUGCAAGCAAUCCUUGUCGGUCAGGUCUUCUAAAUCACCUACAAAAGCAUCCGUUUAGAGCAGCUGCCACAUCAGAAAGACCAUCACUGAAGAAACCGUAGCGUACCGCUGUGGUCAUUGCACAUUUCGCACCAGACCGGGCUGCCCGACCAUCACCAGAUGCACGGCAACUUCAAGGGCUGUCUGCUUGCCGCCUGCUUGGCUCUCUGGCUUUCUCUUUCACUAUCAUCACAUGGUGUCCUGGCGAAGCACAGUAGUUCAUCAGCUUCGACGCCUCUCGCCACGCUUUCUUCUGGGGCGACUCUGCAAGGGGUCACCGAUGAGGCAAAUUACUUGUCCUAUUGGGAAGGUGUCCGCUAUGCAAAAGCACCGGUUGGGGACCUUCGUUUCGCCCCACCGCAAAUGAUCGAUCUAGCCACUCAGAAUACCCCUGCGCCUGCCACUAGCUCCUCAUCCGGCGGACAUUCCGAGAAUGGUGCCGCCCAUCUCCUCAAUCCAUUGCAUCAUUUCAAGCUGGCUGCUCAACUAGCCCAAAAGGCAUUCCACGCUUCGCAUCAGAAGGUCGGAAGGUCAGUGCAAGUGAUACAGAAGCGGUGGAGUGAAUUCUCCACCCCUGCAUUACGUAGAGCAAACGCCGCUACCGUCGUGGCUAACGUUACAGGCCCGAUAUGCCCUCAAGCGGGCGACAUCGGCGAUCAAUCUGAAGAUUGUCUCUUCAUCAACAUCUACAAGCCCUAUAAUGCAUCGAGCUCUACGCCCUUGCCUGUACUGCUCUUCGUCCACGGAGGAGGCUUUCAGAACGGCGCAGGCUCAUUCUACGAUCCUACGCCCAUCAUCAAGUCUGGUCUACGCUUUGGUCAGCCUGUGAUCGUGGCCACCAUCAAUUAUCGCCUGAACAUAUUUGGUUUCUCCUCCAGCUCUGACCUUGCCACUCUCGCCGGACUGAACCCAUCUGGCUGCACAGCGAGUGCUACUGGAUGUACCACUCAGAAUCUGCCAGGAGAGCCAGUUGGAAUCAACUUGGGUUACCAGGAUAUCAAGAUGGCAGUCAAUUGGACGAACACCAACAUUGCCGCUUUUGGUGGCGACCCUCAGCAGGUAACCAUCUGGGGUCAGUCGGCAGGUUCUUUCGGUGUCAGUGCUCAGUUACUAGGUCAUCAAGGACAAGCUCUCGGUGGCGACGCACAACAGCCAACGAAUCCACCUCGACCCUUGUUUCGGGGUGCUAUCAUGAUGAGUGGUGCGCCGUCCGGCCCCGCGAUCCCCGAGCCUGCUCAUCAGGACGACGUUUGGAAUGUCACCCUCAGCGAUGCCGGGUGUGGCGGCGAUUCCUAUCAGACUGCACAGGCUCGCCUCAAUUGCAUUCGAGGGGCCGACUGGACCGUCCUUCGCACUUCCGCCAAUAAUCGCAACGACAGAAGUGGCGAUCCCGGCCAUUACUAUCUGGGCAACUACCCCUUCUUGCCCACCUUUGACGGCGGUGCCAGACGAGGGGGCUUUCUCGCUCGUCCACCAAGCGAGACGCUCAGUGCAGGCGCCUUUGCCUCUGUUCCCAUCAUGAUUGGAGACGUAGAGGACGAAGGGACGAUCUUUGCUCCCAGGGAUCUUGGGAAUUCUUCUUCACUGGAAGAUUGGUUCAGAGGCGUCUACUUUGCCGACGGCACAGCCACGAUGCAGAACAAUGUCAUGGACGAGGUGCUCAAUGCCUACCCUGACAUACCGCAGGAGGGCAGUCCCUUUACACCACGAACGGGAGGCGACACCAAUCGGUACUUUGGGCACACAAACCAAUUCAAGCGUGCCGCGGCCCUGUACGGAGACAUCAGAUUCCAGUCUAACCGUCGUAACCUCCUUUGGCAAGGUCUCGCAACUGGCAACACACCCGCUGCAUGGACGUGGCUGUACAGCUGUCCCUCCUACAAGGAGUCCGUCUCCCUCGGCGUUGCCCACUCCGACGACCUCAAUGCCCUGUACAGCGUAGCAGGCGACCAACGACACCCUUCCCCCUUCCAGUCCCUCAUGUCUCGUCAGUGGAUAAGCUUCGCCACCAAUCUCGACCCAGCUGCUGAGCCUGGCUUACCAGCUUGGCCACAGUAUGACCUAGACGCAGUGCAGAUGAUGAGCUAUGGAGCUAAUGGCAAGACGAGCAUCAUCGCUGACGAUUAUAGAGCGUCGGCAAUGGCCGUGCUCAACACGACGGACGUGCUCGAGGUGACGCAUAGAUAAGGAUGCCAGGAGCGUCGUCAAGACGUCAUAGAUGAACUCACCACCAACGCAUACUCAGUAUCGGACGAUUGCUAUCCACUUUUUUUCGUCGGCACAACAGCAUCCUCCUUCUUCUUCUCGUAUACCACUUCAUACUA
This is a messenger RNA of Microstroma glucosiphilum, 2379 nucleotides long. RefSeq names its product alpha/beta-hydrolase. NCBI's taxonomy places the organism in Eukaryota, Fungi, Basidiomycota, Exobasidiomycetes, Microstromatales, Microstromataceae. The coding region runs from base 176 to 2242 and encodes 688 amino acids. The record is from RefSeq and is a predicted model, not a curated record. The transcript is spliced from 2 exons.